Medioppia subpectinata is the source of this 342-nucleotide messenger RNA. Lineage: Eukaryota; Metazoa; Arthropoda; Arachnida; Sarcoptiformes; Oppiidae. The record is from the annotation of a GenBank genome assembly.
CGGGGCGAUUUUUUCGGCGAACGAGCCCUACAGGGAGACGACAUCCGCACCGCUAACAUAAUCGCCGAAUCAGACACUGGUGUCAGUUGUCUUGUCAUCGAUAGAGAAUCAUUUAAUCAAUUGAUUAGUAAUUUAGACGAUAUUAAGAUUAAACGAUACGAAGAGGACGUAAUGGAGAGACGAAAACUGAACGAACAAUACGCUAGCAUUGUAUUGAGUGACUUGAGAAAAGUGGCCACUCUUGGAGUGGGAGGUUUCGGACGCGUAGAGUUGGUUACGUUAUCCAGAGAUCAAACCAAAAGUUUUGCGUUAAAAGUGAUGAAAAAGGCUCAGAUUGUGGAA